AUGGAGAGCUACGGCGGCGGAGGUUACUUUGUUGACGAGAAAGCCGUCCGCGUCGAGAACAUCUUCCUGGAGUUCCUCAAAAGUUUUCGGGCUGACGGAAAUGCUCGGGAGCCGUUUUACGAGGCGGAGAUUGAAGCAAUGCGGCCGAACGAAUCGAAUACGAUGUUUAUCGACUUCUCUCACGUCAUGCGCUACAAUGAUGUUCUCCAAAAGGCCAUUUCUGAUGAGUUUCUAAGGUUUGAGCCAUACCUGAAGAAUGCUUGCAAGAGAUUUGUCAUGGAACAGAAGCCAACGUUCGUGGCUGAUGAUAAUCCAAACAAAGACAUCAAUGUGGCGUUCUAUAACCUUCCCUUGAUUAAAAGGUUAAGGGAAUUGACGACAUCAGAGGUAGGCAAGUUGGUUGCAGUGACUGGUGUGGUGACUCGGAGUGGUGAGGUCCGGCCUGAGCUCUUACAGGGCACUUUUAAGUGCUUAGAUUGUGGGAAUGUGGUAAAAAAUGUUGAGCAGCAGUUUAAGUACACCGAGCCGAUUAUCUGUGUAAAUGCAACCUGCCAAAACAGAACAAAAUGGGCAUUGCUUAGGCAAGAUAGCAAAUUUGCCGAUUGGCAGAGAGUUCGGAUGCAGGAAACCUCCCAAGAGAUACCAGCAGGGUCCCUUCCAAGAUCUCUCGAUGUGAUCUUACGCCAUGAUAUCGUAGAACAAGCCAGAGCUGGUGAUACGGUUGUGUUUACUGGCACCGUAGUCGUUAUACCUGACAUACUAGCACUAGCUUCCCCAGGAGAGAGAUCUGAAUGCCGAAGAGAAGCACCCCAGCGAAAGGGUGCCGCUGCUGGUCAGGAAGGUGUUAAGGGCCUUCGAGCAUUGGGUGUCAGAGACCUAUCCUAUCGCCUUGCCUUCAUAGCCAAUUCCGUACAGAUAUGUGAUGGAAGAAGAGACAAUGACAUUAGAAAUAAAAGAGAUUCUGAUGAAGAUGAUAAUCUGCAAUUUACUGAGGAAGAGCUAGAUGAGAUCCAACAAAUGAGAAAUACUCCCGACUUCUUUAAGAAGCUAGUUGACAGCAUUGCCCCAACUGUUUAUGGCCACCGAGAUAUCAAAAGAGCAAUCCUCCUUAUGCUUUUGGGUGGUGUCCACAAGUUUACUCAUGAAGGAAUCAAUCUUAGGGGAGACAUUAACGUUUGUAUCGUGGGGGAUCCCAGCUGUGCAAAAUCCCAGUUCCUCAAGUAUACUACUGGUCUAGUUCCGAGAUCUGUCUAUACUUCUGGGAAAUCCUCUUCAGCUGCUGGUUUGACUGCAACAGUAGCCAAAGAACCUGAGACUGGUGAAUUUUGUAUUGAGGCUGGUGCGUUGAUGCUUGCAGACAAUGGCAUCUGUUGCAUUGAUGAAUUUGACAAGAUGGAUAUAAGAGAUCAGGUUGCUAUCCACGAAGCAAUGGAACAACAAACAAUAAGCAUAACAAAAGCAGGAAUACAGGCAACGUUGAAUGCUCGAACAUCAAUAUUGGCUGCAGCCAAUCCCACUGGUGGACGUUAUGACAAGUCCAAACCACUGAAGUAUAACGUGGCCCUUCCUCCUGCUAUUCUUUCAAGGUUUGAUUUGGUGUAUGUUAUGAUCGAUGACCCAGAUGAUCAAACAGAUCAUCUCAUUGCUAAUCAUAUUGUGAGGGUGCAUCAAAAGCGGGAUGAUGCUCUCGCUACUGCAUUUACAACUGCACAAGUUAAGCGCUACAUUGCAUAUGCUAAGACUCUAAAACCAAAGCUGACUGCAGAAGCUAGACAACUUCUGGUCGAAUCCUACGUCUCUCUGCGUACAGGCGAUACAGCUCCAGGAAGUAGAGUGGCUUAUCGAAUGACAGUCAGACAGCUUGAGGCAUUGAUUAGGCUUUCAGAGGCAAUUGCUCGAAGUCAUCUGGACACUCAGGUGCGUCCCCAAUAUGUCCCCGCUGCUGUGGAUCUGUUGAAAAAAUCAGUGAUCAGUGUUGAAUCUAGCGAGAUUGAUUUAUCUGAUUUCCAAGAAGAAAAUCGGGAUGAUGCUGAUGGUGGUGAUCCCAUGGUUCAAGAUGAAACCAAUGCCAAUGGAGCAUCUACUGAACCAGUUCCGACAAAUGCAGGAACAGGAGACGAACCUGCAAACAAACAAGCAAAGAAACUUGUCAUGACUGAUGAGUAUUUUCAAAGAGUUACCCGGGCCCUUGUAAUGCGUCUCAGGCAGCAUGAGGAGACCGUGUUGGAACAAGGUACUGGCUUGGCUGGAAUGAGGCAAAGGGAUCUUAUACAAUGGUAUGUGGGACAACAGAAUGAAAAGAACAGUUACAGUUCCAUGGAAGAGGCAGCAGCUGAAGUAACAAAACUGAAAGCAAUUAUAGAAAGUUUGAUUAGGAGGGAAGGAUAUCUGAUAGUUGUGGACGAUGGUGUUCAAGGAGCGGAAGAGAAUGAAAACGCGGGGCAGUCAGCUCCCGUGUCAAGAAAUGAUAGAAUUUUAGCAGUGGCACCUAACUACGUAAUUGAUUGA
Oldenlandia corymbosa var. corymbosa is the source of this 2508-nucleotide messenger RNA. The record is from the annotation of a GenBank genome assembly. Lineage: Eukaryota; Viridiplantae; Streptophyta; Magnoliopsida; Gentianales; Rubiaceae.